This is a messenger RNA of Arabis nemorensis, 222 nucleotides long. The record is from the annotation of a GenBank genome assembly. Lineage: Eukaryota; Viridiplantae; Streptophyta; Magnoliopsida; Brassicales; Brassicaceae.
AUGACCGACGGGCGAUCUGACUUCACGACGACCGACGAGUCGAUCCAGACGCUCCUUUUCGUCUCGCCAAUCUCCGAGCUCUGGCGAUGGUCGUCGUUGAAGUCGCCGUUCCGGAUCUCGUCGCGAUUUCACGAACGCGGAUUCACAGAAGAUCGAUCCCCUUCGCCGCAGAGACAUCGCCGUCGCUCGAGUGCCAUCGUGGAGUGCCAUCGUGGAGCCUAA